GUUGGAGAGAAAUACUAGUUUGAACUAUUGUUCAACUAUGAAUGUAUAAAAAAUUAACUGAUGCCAGAUCCAAGAAUGGUAACCAAAAUACAAAUCAGUGUCUGUUAGAACUCUCGUUCAUGAACUCCCUGAAUCUUUUCUUCAUACAUGUAUGAUGAUUCCAUUCCUUCCCUCCUUCCUGUUUCUGUCUUCAAUCAAGAUGCCUUACCUAAUAGAAUCCAUAAUCUUGUAGACUGAGGAAUCAGGAAAAGGAUUAUCAGCUAACCAAAGGAUCUCAAAAUGAAGAUAAAGCUGGUUGCCUCCUUCCUUCCCACGAAGAUCCCAAUUGAAACCCUAGGAGGUGCGGUACUCCCCAAGCCAAUUUGGAGUGCACCAAAAGAUUCUGCUUGGAUUAGCACAUCCUAGAUUCUGCAAUGCCCUUCCUUCAGUGAGAGUGUACCCUUGCUUAGAUCAUCCAAGUCAUUAAUUCAUGAUCUGUAUCAUACAUUACAUACAUAUGAUUCAUGUAGGUAGAAAACCAUGUCAACACCCCCAAGUUUCUUCCUUUCCAUCGGUAAAUGUCAUCCAUCUUGAUGACCAGAGAUGGAAUUUCUUUGUUUUGUGAGGGGCUAAUUCCUGGUUUGAAUUCUCACCAUGAGCUCUCUGUAUUUUAUCCUAUUCUAUGUGAAACAAAAAUUGAUCUCAAAU
Molecule: messenger RNA, 687 nt
Organism: Rubroshorea leprosula
Lineage: Eukaryota; Viridiplantae; Streptophyta; Magnoliopsida; Malvales; Dipterocarpaceae
Source: the annotation of a GenBank genome assembly